UCUGUUGGGUUAUCAGUGGGGCAGAUCCCGCGGUAUUUUGCAGCUCGUAUAGAAGCUGUCAACAUUCGGGUUGAGUCCUGUCCUGUUUCAGGUUGCUCUUUGACUCCGUGGACGCUGGAGUUUUAGCUCCGUGACCCUGUCACGGCCGUGGCUGAGCGUCCCGGGCUGACCGCGCUCUUUGUGACGCUCUGAAGUGAAUGGCCCAGACGGACAGAGAUGAGCUGGGCUGAGGAGGAUUGGACGGUGGGCCUCUCUGGGAGGGUCCUGCAGAAGGUGAAGGAGCUGCAGGUGUUUAAGGAGCGACUCUCCAGAGAGAACAAGCAAAAGCAGCUUCAGCUGGACAAUAUUCAUACCAGCCUUGAAAAACAAACAGCGAAGUAUGAGGAGGUCCGUGGGGAGCUGCAGUUUGUUCAGAGAGAUCUGCAAAGCGUUAGGGAGGAGGCCGAGGCGGCCGUGACCGGCAAAGAGCGCCUCGCCCAGGAUCUCCACACCAAGCAGGCCCAGGUCUGCUCUCUGGAGGGGCAGCUCGACGCGGCUCGUAACCAAAACAUCCACCUCAGCCAAGAAAUCAAGAGAUUGGAAGCUGAGCUGGAAAAGCUGCAGAACAGCAGCCGGCACACAGAGACCACUCUGUUUUCCACACCCUGCUGGACUGCAUCCUCACCCUGGGAACACAAUGGGAGCAGACAGGAAGACAGAUCCGGGCAGCGGGACGAAGGACAGAGCCGGGGUCAUCACAUCAGACAGCGGCUCCAGUUUUCAGAAGCGUCCGUACCGUCGCUGCCUCGACAGCAGCAGAAGAGCACACCGCUCCGCCACCCAUCUGACCAGUCGGAUGUCUUUUCCACACCUUCGGCGGUGUUUCCAUGGGAACGAGAUGACUCUGGACCUGCAUCCAGAAGACGACCUGCGUCUUCUCCUCAGGCGCCGAGCCCUGAGGUCCUGCAUCAAGGCCGCUUGGACCGGAGCUCUGAAGAAAGGGUCCAUAAGACGGAAACAGACAUAUCUUCAUCAGAGCUGCAAAGUCGUCUCUCGGCUCUGGAGGACCAACUGUCAGAGAAGGUUGGGAAUCUGAAGACGGUCCAGAAUGAAAUGGGGCUGAUGAAGAAGGAGCUCGCUGCUAAAGAGCUGGAGCUGCAGAAAACCCAGGAGGAGCUCAAUAUGGCGCACACACGGCUGGCUCAGGACAAAGAACGGGCAUCAGAAGUUGAGCACAAGCUGAAGCAGCUUCAGGAGGAGCUCAAGUGCCAGAGGCAAAAUGCAGAGAGCAGUCGGCUUCAGCACCAGCAGCGCACCAAGGAGCUGGAGAAAGUGCACCAGAAGGAUUUGGCAGAGCUGCAGAAGGAGAGGCAGUGUGUGGAGAAGCAGCACCAGCAGGAGGUGAAUAAGCUGAACCAGGAGCUACAGCAGGCCAGGUCUCUCCACAACGCUCUGCAGGCCCAGGCUGACAAGCUGACUCUGCAGAAGCAGGCGUUGGACAAAGACCUGGAGUCUCUGAAGGAGAAGCUGAAGUGGACGGAGGAGCAGCUGAAGGAGAGCCAGAAGAAAGAGACUCAGACACAAGCCAAGCUGACGGAAGCCGUUCGUGAGGCGGAGGGUGUGGCAGUAACCCUGGAGCAAAGCAGGAAGAGAGAGCGAGCUCUGGAGGAGGAGGGGAGGAGACUGCAGGAGGAGCAAGCUGACACCCUGCGUCUCCUCAAAGAACUGCAGGAACAAAAAGCUCCUGCAGCAUUGACUCAGCCUGCGCCGUUUGGACCCGUUGGACAGAGUUUUUCCUCUCCGUCUCGAGCCGCAGCCCACAGCAGGAGGACCACAGCUUCCCAGUCGGAUCAGAACAGGGAUGGGAGCAGGGCUGAAGUCACAGCAGCAUGUCCUUCUGCCAGAGAGCCAGGGGAGGGAAUCGACGCCGAGCAGAUCAGCAUCACAAACUCUGAGCGUCAACAGAAAGUGGGACAAAGAGAAGAAGCUGAUAAAGACGGAGAGACCCAGAGAAACAUUGCAGAUGUUGAUCGAGCAACAACUGCUGAAGAUCCAGCUGCCACAGGAGGUGUGAAGAUCGAACAUGCACAACUUCCUAUAUCUGAGGAACCCGCUUCAUCUCAGGACCUCAAGAGGGAGAACGUCGGCCUCCGCUCGGAGCUCCGCGAUGUCCGUGAAGAACUCCAGAGAAGGCUGGAGGACCUGGAGGCCCAGCGGCGGGCCGAGACGGAAGCGAGGACACGCCUCAAACAGCUCAGCCGUAAGCACUCCACCCAGGCGGCGGAGAGGGAGGAGAGAGAGAAGGACCUGAAGGUAAAGUUGGAGAAUGAGAAGGCUGAGACGGAAAGGCUGAAGAGGAGCAUUGCUGCUUUGGAGGCAGAGAUGAAGAGAAGCAGAGAGGAGGCAGAGAAGCAGGAAGAGGAGACGAGCACCACUCAGAAUGACAGAGAGAGCGAGCUGAUCGAGCUGAACAUCCAGCUGAAGAAUCAGCUGGCAAUUGUGAAAGCUCAGCUGGCUUUGGAACGAGAGGAACGAAAGGCGGAGGAAGAGGAGAGAAACCAAAGGAUGAGCACAGAUUCUGAUGUGAACACAGAGCUUAGCUUGAAGCUCGCAGAGAUCAUGGCUGACGUCGAGGAGCUGAAGCACAGAAGAGAAGAAGACUCGGUAGAAGAUGAGAAGCUUUCCACCUCCAGUAGCCCCCUUCUCAGCCUUCCUGAUGACGAACUCACCUCCAACACUGGUUGCUCUGACAACAGUCUCCUGUCCUCCCCAGAGGAGCACCUCCUCUUCUGCGAGUCUACCAACCAACGCAACGCUCUCCUGUCCACAGAAACUGAAGACAUUCUCUGUCUCAGCGGUCAAACAACCGAAGAAACCUCGGAUCAGAUCAAGCUUUCUUCAUCAGACCUCCAGCCCCCGACCUCUGACCUCACUAAGGUGGUGGAGGUCCUGCAGACAAAGUGUGCAAAGGAGUCAGAGCGGGCCAAAAAGUACAGAGAUAAAUUUGAGGCCCUGCAGAUCCAGGUAACGCGUCAGACCAAAGAGCUGACCACUGCCUUCGAGAAGCAGAGUCAGCACAUCUCAGGCCUUCUUGCUGAGCUGCAGGAGAAAGAGAGCGCCCUCUUGAGCCAGGGAGAGGAAUUGAAGCAAUGCAAGCAAGAGUUGAACGAACUAAAGCAGGAAGAAAACAAUGUGGUAACACUGACAGCUGACAGAGAGACUGAAGAGAGAAAAAGAGAUGAAGAGCUUAUAGAGAAAUCAGAACUUAUACAGGAGGAAGAGGCUGUUGCUCCUCUUCCCUCUUCAGACUUAAAUAUUCAAAAAGAAAUAAUUCAGCCCAAUGUUGAGGAAUGUGAAGCUGAAAUGCCUCCACCUGUUGGUGGUGAAGGUGAAAGUGCAGCUGUAACCUCUGGAGAGAGGUCUGCAGUCGGUCCCUGUGAUUCUGUUGGUGAGGAGGAAGAGAUUCAGCUCAGCCAAAAUGGAGAGAGAGUCGACACGUUAGCAGAACUUCAUGUCCUCAGACAGGAAAAGCAGCUGCUGCAGCAGAGAGUCAGGGACUUCACUAACAUUGACACCAGAGACCAAACUUCACAGACUGACAGCCAGAAUCAGAACCACACAGAAAACACGGCCUGUUUGGCAGGGGAAGAUCUGCUGAAGAAUGAGGCAGCAACAGACCAGCAGCUGCUAAUAAAUCUGAAGAGGAGUGAUGAUGGAGGUCAAGAUUUGGAAGGAGAAAACACAAGUAGCAUGAGUGGUGAAAGAAAUGCAGAGGACAUGACUGAGAUUCAGAUAAACCGUCUGCAGGAUCAGGUGGAGGCGCUGCAGAGACGAGUCAAGACUCUCACUGAGGAGACCGAGGUCCAGGCCCAGGAGCUCAACUUAUGGAGACUAUCGUCUCAACCUUCCUCUGCAGUCCAACACUUACUCACCAACGCAGGCGAUGGGAGCGAAACGCUGCGACAGAUUUCUGCUGACAGUCGGCCUGAACCCACAGAAGAGCUGACCAAACGCCUCGCUCAGACCGGCCACAGCCAGGUCCAGAAGAACCCAGACAUCAUCACGGUCAUCAGGGAGGAUGAAGUAUCGCUCUGCUGCUCCUCUAGAAAGCUACAGGGUCGCCUACUGUUCUCCAGACUUCAGAACAGCAGCCUUCCUGAACCAAAGAGCCUCCGUUCACCUAAGAAGUCUCUUCAGGAACAGACCCGGAGCGGUGCAGAGUUUGACCCGGAAUCUGAAAAAGAAAACCAGGAGAUAAACUUGCAUUGGUCAGAAAACAAAUCGAAGAAAGAUGCAAAACUCAUCCAAGUGUCAUCGCAGAAUAUUGCUCAACACCAUGGAGCCAAAGAUCUCAGCUUCUCAGGAUCAAGACUAAGCAAAGUGCAACAUUUCCACACAGAAACCCAACAGACCAAACCGGACUCCUUCAGAGGAGCCGGUGACUUUGAAACACCGAUUUACCCCAACGACAGUAAUAUGAAGGUAGAGGCUGUGAGUGUCGGCAGUCAAACUGAGGGCAGUUUGCUAUCUUGUGGAGUUUCCACGGCGUCUGCAGCCUCUCAGACCGAGCAGGAUUUCAGCGAUGAGGAAGAGUCAGUCGAAUCUCCUCCUGUUUCUCCCGUUAGUUCAGCGGAGAAGACGGAAGCAGGGGAGAAAAUGUUGCUCUCUGGUUCUUUUCCCAUCCCGGCCGAUCCAGCUCGUCUCGCUGAAAGGAUCCGCCGCAACAGAACGCAGAUGUCGGCCGCCUUCGACGACACGGAGUAUGAGCCGUACGGCCUGCCAGAGGUCGUCAUGAAAGGCUUUGCUGACAUCCCCACUGGCCCGUCGUGCCCAUACAUCGUGAGAAGAGGUUUGUUAGGAACAGUUCAACCUUUGUCUAAGAAAGAACCACGAGAAGACGGGGAGACAGAUUAAAGCGAAGCAUCAGAUCUAGCAGGAGGAGCUGGUCACUUUGGGAGGAUUCUCUCCUCUGUCUGUUACCCGGCAGGUGACUGGGCCUGACGAGCUGCUCUCCUCCAAUGCGGUUCUGAACGGCUUUAAUUAUUUCACUCUGAAGUUGCUGUUCGGAGGCUCUAAUCUACACCCACCUGUGUGAUCAGACCGUAGGUUUGGGAUUUAGUGACGCUUGUUUCUGUUCUUGAACUUCUCUUCCAAAAGGAUUGUUUUGUUUUCUUCUUGCUCCUGCGUCGGGCGGCUUCAGCUUGCCUUGACUUAAACGGUGCCUCGUCGCCGUUUCUCUAAACCUGUCCAGAUAAGUUUGACUUGUUUUCCAAGAGGGUCGAUCACGUAGUGAGAACACGUUUAAAAUUUUCCCGUUCUAACCUAUUAAGCUUUUUUAUUUAUGGACUCUUGAAUGUGUUUUAUUAGUGGGUGGGUGGGAUGAACGUUUACAGAAGUGUGUGUGAAAAACAUUAGCUGUGAAAAUUAACAUGUGUGUCCUCAUCUUGAUGUCACUGUUUGUAUAUAAGUGUGUGUGUGUGUGUGUGUUGGGUGAGCACACGUCUAUGAGUCAGUGUAACCUGCGCUGGUUUCCGCUCCAUGUAUGGAGAUACACACUGAGCUCCUUCUCUCCUUCCCCGUCCUGCACUGACAACCACUCUAACACUAGCUGGCUUUAAAGCCACUUUAAAAAAAACAACAACUGAAGUUUAAAUUCGUGGGAUCCUGCAGAGUCUGGAAAGUUAUGGGAAAACAUCUGGUCGUCCUGCUUGCGGAAUGUGAAACUAGAAAGAUCCUUUUGGUUUUCGACAGCAUAAAAACUCACAAUGUUUGUGCCCGUUUCUCUGUUACCUAGAAAUGGGAACACAGUUUUACAGAGUGAACAUAACAUCACAUUUCAUUGAGGGAAACCUCAGUGAUGUCAGUAGAAAUUAUAAACUGAAUGAUCCACAUAGAUACAGCAAUCGUUUCCCUCUGAACUUUUCCCAGUUUUCUCGUUACAAGCACAAACAUCUUUGAAAAAAGUUACUUGAUCAAAGUUCGUUCCUCCACAAGAUUUUCUCUGUCGUGUUGCUUAUGGGGAACUUUAAACCAGGGAUUAUUUAUGGCGCCUGUUCUGAUGUUGUGCACCCUCUUUAAGCCACCAGCGUAGGUGACUGAUGCAGACAGAGUCUUUUUUAACCUGUUGUCUUGCAGCAAAAAUGUUCAAAUUCCAGACUUGAGUGUUUUUUUUUUUUGGAGGACAAUUACUUGUCCUCCACUUGAAUGGGUUUUUGCAUUUUCUCCGGCUUCUUCCCACGUGAUGGACAUGUGACCAAUGACUGCUGGAGGCCCUGCAGGAAUAAGUGGGUAUAGACAAUGGAUGGAUUGUUUUCCUUCCACUUACUGAUUACGUUCUACUUGCAUUUAAGUCAUAAAAUCCCAGUAAAUUCCUCAGAUGUUUGUGUUUGUAUCAGGAAAAUGAGAAGAAUACUAUAAUGCAGGGUUGUCUUGUUACCACAAGUCAAAUCUUUCUUUUAAAUUGUUCUCUUUCUGGACAAAUGUUUCAGACUAAACUCAUUGUUUUCACCUCAGUGUUGGUGUUGAAUGUAAGGUACUGGAAACCAGCAACCAUGAUGCUGAUCAAUCUAGUCAGUUGAACUCAUUUAUACACGGUGCCGGUUUAAUUAUCUCAAACCUAAACCUGACACAAGUCAUGUCCAAAUGUAUUGAAUCCAGUUGGCUUUGAAUCAUAUUUAUUUUACUUAUUAAUCAAGUUUAGAUCAAACAUGAUGAUUUAAUCCUCACAACACAAUCAGAUUCAGUUGAUCACAUAAUGCCGAUUCGUGGCCUUAAUUUUUCAGCAAUCUCUCGUCUCCAGUAAGAAUGUGGCGACAGUGAAGAGAAACAGUCAGAACUGGACUUCUUUAAUAUUUUUGUUAUAAAAAAAUAAAAUUAAUUGUUAUUUUUUUCUUUUUGAGGUUAUUAAACCUUAUGAGUACGGAAGGAAAUAUGACUUUUAGUCGACUUGAGCUCUGGUUUCACAAUUAUGUUGUGGGAGUAACUUGUUACGUUUUCUUCACAAAUCCAGUUACAUACAACAAUGAAAAUGUGCACAUAAAUUUUCUCUUUGGUUUUUCCAGGAUAAGUCUCAUGCCUUUCUAUCGCCUUAUAAAAUGCUCUGUUAAAGGGAAUCAUAACAUUACUUCUUUUUUUUUUUACUAAAAAGGAUCAACUUGUCUGAAGAUAAACCAAGAAUUUCUGAAUAUUUCAGACUGAACUAAAUGGCCUUGAUAGAUAAACUCAAGUGAUGACGCUCUGGGAGCUGCAGGCUCCCCCAUCCUGCUGCUGCUGGAACGUCAUCCUUUCCUCUCUGUUUUUAGUUGGAUCAACGCAGUUAAAAACUGUUUGAUUUGCUUUUAUUAGGCCACUUUUCAUUAACUUGAACAUACUUUAUUAAGAUCUUGUAGUCUAGAAUGUUUUAAACGUACUUGAAUUGUUUGAAUGUGCAUAUGAGUGCUUUAGUUGUGUUUUGAAGUGGAAUUAGUGAAGCUACAUCAGAUCUGCCUUUUAUUUUUUUUAUUUAAAUGCUGCCGUUCUCUCCUGGCAUUACCUGUUGACUCCACCUGAGCUGUUCAGCCUUCAUCUUUAGUCUGAUUGUGAGCAGGGAAACUGAGUCUGUUACCUUCCUUCAAUGUGUCUGUUUUUUUCAAUUACAAUAAAACUUUUGCUCCUGUUUUAA
Poeciliopsis prolifica (blackstripe livebearer) is the source of this 7639-nucleotide messenger RNA. Its product is annotated as centromere protein F. Lineage: Eukaryota; Metazoa; Chordata; Actinopteri; Cyprinodontiformes; Poeciliidae. Gene Ontology annotation, cellular component: nucleus; spindle pole; chromosome, centromeric region. Gene Ontology annotation, biological process: metaphase chromosome alignment; mitotic cell cycle; regulation of G2/M transition of mitotic cell cycle. The transcript has 18 exons. Bases 217 to 4893 code for a protein of 1558 amino acids. The record is from RefSeq and is a predicted model, not a curated record. Gene Ontology annotation, molecular function: dynein complex binding; microtubule binding.